Messenger RNA from Copidosoma floridanum, 2254 nucleotides. It is a transcript of the gene Lkb1, whose product is annotated as Lkb1/serine/threonine kinase 11. Gene Ontology annotation, cellular component: cytoplasm. Gene Ontology annotation, molecular function: ATP binding; protein serine/threonine kinase activity; protein kinase activator activity. The record is from RefSeq and is a predicted model, not a curated record. Lineage: Eukaryota; Metazoa; Arthropoda; Insecta; Hymenoptera; Encyrtidae. Gene Ontology annotation, biological process: establishment of cell polarity; glucose homeostasis; protein phosphorylation.
AUGGACAUUUACGAGCCGGAGGACGAGGACGUGAUCAACGAGGAGAUACUCCGCGACCUCAACCCGAUAACGUGGGAUCAGAAUUCCGACGUCUACGACUUCGACAUCAAUACCUUCUUCCACCGAGUCGAUUCGGACCAGAUCAUCUACGAAGAGAAGAAAAAGUGCAAGUACAUUGGCAAGUACGUCAUGGGAGAUCUGCUGGGGGAAGGCAGUUACGGCAAGGUCAAGGAGAUGUUGGAUUCGGAAACGCUCUGUCGUAGGGCUGUCAAAAUUUUGAAGAAAAGAAAACUCAGGAGGAUACCUAAUGGCGAAAUUAAUGUACAAAGAGAAAUUCAGCUUUUAAAAGUGUUGAAGCAUAAAAAUGUUAUUGGACUCGUGGAUGUGCUUUACAAUGAUGAAAAAGAGAAAAUGUACAUAAUUAUGGAGUUUUGUGUUGGUGGCCUUCAGGACAUGUUAGAAAGUACUCCACAUAAAAAGUUUCCUAUUUGGCAAGCGCAUAACUACUUCUGUCAACUAUUAGAUGGUCUAGAAUAUCUUCAUGGAAAAAGUAUUGUUCAUAAAGAUAUUAAGCCUGGAAAUUUACUGUUGACAUUGGAUGGUACCUUAAAAAUUAGUGACUUUGGUGUUGCAGAGGCAUUAGACUUGUUUGCUGAAGAUGAUACAUGCACAACAGGUCAAGGCUCACCUGCUUUUCAACCUCCUGAAAUAGCUAACGGCUGUGAAUCUUUUUCUGGCUUUAAAGUAGAUAUAUGGAGUAGUGGUGUUACAUUAUACAAUAUAACUACUGGGGCUUAUCCAUUCGAAGGUGAUAAUAUAUAUAAAUUGUACGAAAAUAUUGGCAGUGGUGAAUAUACUAUUCCAUCUGAAGUAGAUGAUGUAUUAAAAUCACUUUUGGAAGGUAUGCUACAGAAGGAUAUAUCUGCAAGGUUUACACUGCAACAGAUUAGGCAUCAUCCUUGGACACUGUGCGUACCUUCAAAGACCCUUGAAUCAGUACCAAUUCCACCUCUAAGAGGUGAUGAGUUGCACACUAUGACAGUCCUACCGUACCUUAUGGAACAUCAUUAUGGGGCAGAAAAUAAUCCGACGUAUUAUACAGAACGAGAACUCAAUGAAGAACGAAAGCUGCGUGAGAUGGUAGAGGCACAAAACGAGGAGACAAAUAUAAUUGAGCCUAGUCAUCAACAGAAUAAACCAAACGGUCGACAAAGUGGCAGUAGCAAAUCGAGGUGGCGUAAGCAAAUAUCUUGCAUGAGCGUGAGAAAAUUUUCGUCCUGCAGGCCAUCGUGAUUAUUUAUCAUACUUGUUAGUUUCUAAGAGACUUUAUGCUAAAAUUUCGCUGCCGCUGUCAGCUGUGAAUAAUUUCUCUGCAUCGGAGAUAAUUUAUAUAUGAAAGGCAAGAUAAAGAUGAAAUUUUAGAGAGUGCUGAGUACUAUCUAAUAUCUUUAUGACUCGUUAUUUUUUUGCAAAUUUUAAAAUCUUUGUAUCAUGCAUAGAUCAUCAUUUUAGAUUUAAUUCAAAUGUUAUCAUAUUAUUAUUAUUUUUUUUUUUGACACUUGACUAGUAUGUAGUUAUGGUUGCUGAAAUUAAAAACUUUAAUUAUAUAAUAGGUAUUCAGCGCUCUUAAAUGAUUUCGUUGUAUCUUAAUUUUGCGGGAAAAACUUGGUAAGUUUUUGCGCAAAGCACAAGUGUUAUUAUUCUUAUUAAAUAAAAGUUUUUUGUUAAAUCUCAGUAUUAUUAGAAGUUACAAAAAACAAAAGUGCUAAAAAAACGAAAUUCGUGGAAUGCGGUUACGAACCAAAAAAUACGAAGAAUGAAUGAACCGCAAAAAGUUAUAUCACUUAAUCCGAUCUGAAUACUAUGUAAAUUUACUGUCAUUCAUUUCAUCCAAAUUAAUUGAAAUAUAAAUAAAUGCUAUGUGAUAUCGAUAUUCUUAGUUUAUGGUGAGGGAGCUUUGAACUUAAGUUAAAUAAUUUGUUGAUUGAGAAUGUUCUACGAUGUGAAUGAAAUUGUAGAUCAAAGUGUACAUAUGUUGUUAAUCUACUGUACAAAAAAAAAGAGAUAAAAUUAUUUGAGUUGGUUAUGGUUUUUUGGUGUGCCAUAUUAAUUAACGUUAUUAGACUCAAUAAAUUCUUAUCCCAUUUUGAACUGCUUAAUUUGCUAUGACAUUUAUUCUGUAAAAGUUAUGGUUUUUAUAAUUUUACUAAUGAAAACUCUCCCAUUUCUUCGGUAAGUGUCAUAAAGUUUAAUU